UCGAAUCUGCUAAUAGCAGGGUUUAAAUAAUUUGUACAAAAUCGUAGAUUCAAACUUUAUUUACAACAACAAAAAUUCUCACACAACCCAUUACUCCAUUAGGAAUAGUCGAAUGUCAAGUGACCUUCAUUUGUCAUUGGGAAUUGAUUCCUAAAAUUUGACGAAAAGAGAUUACAGGGAAAGUGGGAAACAGUAGAUGAUCCCAAUGGGAAUUGGCAAAAUUGGAGAUCAUCGACCAUAGAUAUCAAGGUCUGAAGUUGAACCAAUGGAUUGUACAGCUGCAAGGAAAACACAAAAGGCUGACCGAGAAAAGCUAAGGAGGGAUCGAUUCAAUGUACAGUUUGUAGAACUGGGUAACAUUUUAGACCCUGAUAGGCCCAAAAAUGACAAAGCAACCAUUCUAGGUGAUACAAUUCAAUUGCUAAAGGACCUUACUUCUGAAGUCAGUAAACUUAAAGAUGAAUAUGCUACUCUAAAUGAAGAAUCUUGUGAGUUGGCUCAGGAGAAAAAUGAACUCAGAGAAGAGAAGGCUUCUCUUAAAUCGGAUAUUUUGAAGUUGAAUAAUCAGUAUCAGCAACAGCUCAGGACUGUGUCUCCAUGGACUGCAACGGAUCAUUCAAUAAUGCUAGCUCCACCAUCAUAUCCAUAUCCAGUGCCAAUGCCAAUACCUCCUGCUCCUAUUGCCAUGCAGCCAUACCCCUUCUAUGCUAAUCAACAUUCUGCAAUCAUCCCUAACCCUUGUUCAACAUUUGUUCCUUAUUUAGUCCCCAAUACCCUUACUGAACAGCGAUCCACCCAGUACAUGUCGCCACCUGUUCAUCCAGGUUUUCGGUCCCAUGUGUCAGGAAAACAAGAGUCCAGAAACAAAUCAUCCAAGGAGAGCAAGGCUGAAAAACAUGAGGAUUCUAAUGAUGUCACUCUGACUCCUGGGUCUUCUGCUGAUCAGGAUUUAUCAUCUGGACAAAGAAAAUCUAGCAAGUUGUCAAGGAAGGAAAGCAGUUGCACUGAAGUGAGUUCUUUAGAUAGGUGCUCUUUGUCUUGUAGCGUUCAGGAUAGUUCAUCAAGUAGUGUAGUUCACAAGCACAAAGGCUAAUGAAUGAGAAAUGGCACAAUUUUGGUCAAGUGCUUAUGAUGAAGUUUUUCCAUUGUUUUAACUGCUGCAACUGUCUGGAGGCAUAAGUUAUUUGUGGUCUUAUUAAAAAAGAAGUAACUUCUGUAAUCUCUCCCUGACUAGGAAUUUAUUCUUAAGUAGGUUUAAAUACUAAAAAACAAAAAAAAUACUAUACCCAAACUUUUUCUUGCUGGGGAAAAUAUUGGAAGGUUUGGAUCAUUGGAUGUUAUAUAGUUAUUUCUUGUAAAAAAUUGAAAGUGCAGGUGAAAAAUCUCCCAAGUUGAUGAUCAUCGUGGCUAAUGUGUAGGGGAGGUGUAAAAUCCCUUCACCUAUCGGCCAUCAACCAGAAAUUGCAUUUGUACUAUAUAUAUGUAUAAUUUUUUUAUACAAAAAAGAAAGAUAUAGAAAGAGAAUUACAAAUGUGAGAUAGGAUUGUUGAUAUAAUUGAGAGAGAGAAAAAUAAAAAGUAAUAUUAUUGUAAGAAUGCUAUAUAAAUAGUAUAACUAUAUAUAAACUAGACUCUGAAUGUUGCUAUGUAUUAGUUAAACUAUAUAUAAACUAGUACGUAGUCUAUUGAGAGAAAUAUGUAAGAGAGAUCUUCUUUGAGGUUUUCUUAGUAAUUGUAUUUUUCUCUUUAAUGGAGAGCGCUAGUGUGUUCUUUUUAUGUUUUCAGAGAGAAGUGUUGUAAUUUCUUUCACUUUUUUUCUUCUUGUCCAUUGCGAUUUCAAAUGUUCUUUUCUCAUAUUUUAUUUUAGUUUAGUUAUUUUUUAUACUCUAAUAUGAGUAUUAGAGUUAGUAAGUUGUGAUAUUGUUUCACUUUGAUUUAUGUUGUUAUGGUGUUGAAAAAAACAUUCUUAUUAGGCUUUGUGGUUGUGAUGUAGUUUGAUCUGUUACAUUAGAAAAGAAUUAUUUUUGUUUUUGGAUGUAUAGUGAGGUAGUGUGAAAGUUCAUGCAUAGGAAAAUUUUGGCUAUGGAAAGACUUUGCGUUUAAGUGUGUCAGUUGGUGACCGCCUUUUUCCUGGAAACUUUGGUGUACUAGUUCACGGUCUUCAGUCAGUCACUGUUCCAUGUUCCAGUAGGUUGUACUAUUUACGGUGGAAGUUGUGGAAGUUAGUUCUUUAGUGUGAAACCAUGGUUUCAAAAUAUGAGAUAGAAAAGUUCAAUGAGAGUAAGUUUUCUCUGUGGAAAUUAAAGAUAAGAGUAAUUUUGAGGAAGGACAAUUGUCAAAGAUGAAAUUGAAGGCAGACUUGUGGAUAUUUCUGAUGGAAGGUGGAAAGAGAGGGAUGAAAAUGCUGUUUCCAAUUUGCACUAAGUAAUGGCUGGCUUAAUUUUGUCCAGUAUUACGGAGAAGAAGACUGCAAAGGAAAUUUGGAAUACUCUCUACAAAUUGUAUGAGCGAGAUACUCUCCACAAAUAGUCUGAGCUUAAGUCACUUCACAUCAGAAUAUUUUUGAAAAGGAAACUCUACACUCUUUGAAUGAAUGAGUCCACUUUGGUGACAGAUCACAUUAACAAUCUGAAUACUUCAUUUGCCAGUUUUCCGAGUCAGAUUUCAACAUAGAAGAAAACCAGCAGGUGAAGCUUCUACUUCAGAUUCAACCAGCUACCAGAUUCAUAUGAUCAACUCAUCAUCAAAAUAACAAAUAAUAAUAUUGUUGGCCGUUUAAUCUUUAAUGAUGCUGCCAGAGCUAUUCUUGAAGAAUUCAGGCGGAAGAAUAAGGAGGACAUGUUGGAAAAUUCCAAGCAAGUAGGGGCUUUAACAAUGACGAGACGAAGAUCAAUGGAACGUGGCUCUAGUGGGGGUCAAAAUCAUGGUAGAUCAAAGUCUUGAGAAGUAGGAAGAACCUCAAAUGCUAUAAUUGUAGCAAGUGAGAACACUUAAAUAAGGAUUGUUGGCACAAGAAGAAUAGAGGAAAGAAUUUUGAAGCAUCAACUUCUCAAGGUUCUGUUGCAAGUACCUCAGAUGAUGCACAGUUUCUCCUUUGAACUUCUCUUAGUCGUUGUAUUCUCCUGUUUAAUAGAGAGUGUUAGUGUGCUCUCGGUGUUUAGAGAGAGAAGUGUUGUAAUUUCUUAGUUUAGUUGGGAGUUACUAUUUUCGAUACUUUGAUACCCAACACAUCAUUUUUCAGUCCAACUAUGGUAAUUAGAUUCUUGAUUGAAUCUUGACAUGGGUCUAAACAAUAGAACUAAUGCCAGCACGCCAGAGAUACUCUUUGCAAGUUUCUCUUUUUAAUCA
Messenger RNA from Glycine soja, 3347 nucleotides. Its product is annotated as transcription factor bHLH121-like. Bases 266 to 1093 code for a protein of 275 amino acids. Gene Ontology annotation, biological process: intracellular iron ion homeostasis. The record is from RefSeq and is a predicted model, not a curated record. NCBI's taxonomy places the organism in Eukaryota, Viridiplantae, Streptophyta, Magnoliopsida, Fabales, Fabaceae. Gene Ontology annotation, molecular function: protein dimerization activity; DNA-binding transcription factor activity. The transcript is spliced from 5 exons.